AUGAUUAAGUCAUUUGCUGUUUUUCUACUCAUUGUUUGCGUAUUUGCUACUCUGACAGUCAUCAGUGAAGCUUGUGGUGGACAUGAUAGUGCUUGCGUUGGUACAAAUGGACACCAAGGAAGUUGUUGUCGCGGAAUGCAUUGCCAAAAGAACGAUCCUACAUGGGCUUAUGGACGCUGUUACUACAAUCCUGGCAAAAAGUGA
Molecule: messenger RNA, 204 nt
Organism: Rotaria sordida
Lineage: Eukaryota; Metazoa; Rotifera; Eurotatoria; Philodinida; Philodinidae
Source: the annotation of a GenBank genome assembly